Molecule: messenger RNA, 485 nt
Organism: Fusarium oxysporum Fo47
Lineage: Eukaryota; Fungi; Ascomycota; Sordariomycetes; Hypocreales; Nectriaceae
Exons: 2
Coding region: 56-421 (121 amino acids)
Source: RefSeq, a predicted model, not a curated record
CGAUCACACUCUACUUCCCCGCAAUCAUAUAACUUACACACACCUGCUGCCCAACAUGAGUCAAUACACCACAAUUUCCGACGGCGUAGUGGUGACCGACAAUGGGAUCCCGCCCCCAGCGAACUGGGUCAAUUCCUACGAGGAUAUGGGAGGGGACAUGCUUUGGGGCCAAGGUGGUCAAAUGGAAGAUGAGGUACGGGGACGUGGCAUUGACGGAGAUGUCAGGCCUCACUAUGGAAUGGCACCCUACACAGGAGAAGCACUCUACCUUUUCGAAGUUGGAAGUGGCCAAUUCUUCUUCUUCAAUGCCAUUGAUGGGUCCAUGCUGCAGAUCAGGGAUCAGAGUGAUCUGAAGAGCAUUGUGGAUAUCCUUGACGAUGACAACAAGGGGUUACCCGCACUUGACAUUGAAGAGAUUUAGCUCCACGAUUGAGGAGUGCAUGUAGAGGAAAUUUCAAUAUCACGAGAAUAAACCAAUCAGUUAA